This is a messenger RNA of Prunus persica (peach), 814 nucleotides long. Its product is annotated as zinc finger protein 5. NCBI's taxonomy places the organism in Eukaryota, Viridiplantae, Streptophyta, Magnoliopsida, Rosales, Rosaceae. Gene Ontology annotation, molecular function: DNA-binding transcription factor activity; transcription cis-regulatory region binding. The transcript has a single exon. The record is from RefSeq and is a predicted model, not a curated record. The coding region runs from base 57 to 488 and encodes 143 amino acids. Gene Ontology annotation, cellular component: nucleus. Gene Ontology annotation, biological process: trichome differentiation; cytokinin-activated signaling pathway; gibberellic acid mediated signaling pathway.
AGAAUAUACCACAUCAACUAAAUUAGUUUUGGUUCUAUUUUUUUUUGAAACUGUUAAUGCUAACUGCAAUUCUGCUAGUAACCCCUAUCAUUUCCCAACUGCUGCAGCAAAGCCUCUUUGAGGCAUUUCAUCGAACAGAUGGUCUGACACUGUUUAACCCACAUCUAUCUACUGGAUCUUGCGUUGAGAAGAAGCUUAGGCUUUUUGGGUUUGAGCUGAGCCCAAGCAAGAGUGAGGACAGCUCCAUCAAAGGCUCUGUAGAAGGAGAUGACAGUGUAAAUUCAUCGAACUCCGUUUUGUAUGGAAGGGAGGUUCAUAUGAAUAAACCUGCCAGCAAUAAGAAGAGCUCAACUAGUGAAGCAGAUGACAAGAAGUUUGAGUGCCAAUAUGGCUUCAAGGAAUUUGCAAACUCAAAGGCAUUGGGAGGUUGUCAGAAUGCGCACAAGAAGGAGAGGAUGAAGAAGAAGAGUUCAGACCACAAGUCUUAAGGGUUCAUAUCAAAAUCCCACAAGGGUUUGUUGUAUACCUCUGAGAGGAAUUGAACAAAGCACAGCCCACUGAAUUGGUCUCCAGUAUUCCUCUAAGAGCUUGCCCACAGGGUAAAGUAUAAAAAUUGUAAAGUUAAGGCCAGCAUAAGCCAUGGUUAUGUAGAGGGCUAAGCAUACCUGGGGAUCGCCGUAGAGGAAAAACAAUUCUAGAAAGAAAAAAAAAUCUCACGAGAAAAAUCUCAUGGGUUGGGGUGGGAUUUAAGAUAGGGUUUGGUAUUUAUACCUUUCACUAAAAAGUCCCACACAACCUUCGAAAUUAGAAAGUU